AUGGACAAGUUCCGUAUGAUGUUCCAGUUCCUGCAGUCCAAUCAGGAGUCCUUCAUGAACGGCAUCUGUGGCAUCAUGGCCCUGGCCGCCGCCCAGCUGUACUCCGCCUUCGAGUUCACCUGCCCCUGCAUGCCAGAGUACAACUACGCCUACGGGGUCGGGGUCAUGGUGGUGCCCCCCAUCUGGUUCUUCAUGCUGGGCUUCGUGCUCAACAACAACGUCUCCAUGCUGGCUGAGGAGUGGCGCCGCCCGCUGGGCAAGAGGGGCAAGGACCCCACGGUGCUGCGCUACAUGUUCACCUCCAUCUCGCAGCGCUCGCUCAUCGCCCCCAUAGUCUGGAUCUCGGUCACGCUCAUGGACGGCAAGACCCUGCUGUGCGCCUACUCGCUGGACCUGGAUGCCCGGCGCUUCGCCAACCUGGACUUCAGCUUCGACAACUCCAGCAUGACCCCGGAGGACGUGACGAGGAUGAUGGCCAAGAUCCCGUGCAAGGACAUCUACGACGGGGGACACAUGGUGACCAGGGAGGCGGUCACACGGUAUCUGCGCUGCGUCUCACAGGCGUUCGGCUGGCUCUUCCUCCUCAUCAUCACCUCGGCAGCGUUCCUGAUCCGAGCCAUACGGCCAUGCUUCACACAAGCUGCCUUCCUCAAGACCAAGUACUGGUCCCACUACAUCGACAUCGAACGCAAGAUGUUCGACGAGACCUGCACGGAGCACGCCAAGAGCUUUGCCAAGGUGUGCAUCCAGCAGUACUUUGAGAGCAUCAGUGGUGAGAUGCGCAGCCUCCACGGACACAAGCCGCACCACGAUGGCAACGGUGGCGGCGAUAGCGAUGACGAUGACAAAGGUGCUAGCGACGAGGACAAGCUGCUCGGCAUCCGCGCGCAAGACGACAUGAACCGCGUGCUGUGGAACUGGCACACCUGCAAACCCCCGCUCAGCCUGAGGGUGAGGGACGGGCCCGACGGCGACGCUGAUCAGGAGCAUGCUAACGGAAACGGUAACGGUAACUACGUGCAGAUGAAGGAGAUGGCGGAAUACUACAGCAGCGUGUGA
Engraulis encrasicolus (European anchovy) is the source of this 1059-nucleotide messenger RNA. It is a transcript of the gene calhm1b, whose product is annotated as calcium homeostasis modulator protein 1. Gene Ontology annotation, cellular component: plasma membrane. The transcript has 4 exons. Bases 1 to 1059 code for a protein of 352 amino acids. NCBI's taxonomy places the organism in Eukaryota, Metazoa, Chordata, Actinopteri, Clupeiformes, Engraulidae. The record is from RefSeq and is a predicted model, not a curated record. Gene Ontology annotation, molecular function: monoatomic cation channel activity.